AUGGCGCUCUCUCGGAUGAUUUCAUGCUUCCCCCCUUCCCUGCCCACCCCACUCCCACCUGCUUCCCGCUCCAUUCCCACAGGAGCCAGGGAGAUGACAUCAGCACUAGAAGCCAGUGGACGCUUCCCCCAGCUGGUGCUGGGGAGGGGCGAUGCGGUUUAUCGUGGUGCAUGGGCUGGAGCUGGUGGAGGGGGGCGAAGGGAGAUGGCGUCUGCACUGGAGGCUAGGGCGCGCUUCCCCCAGCUGGUGCUGGGGCGGGACGACAAGCGUGUGCGGUUCAUUGUGGUGCAUGGGCUGGAGCUCGUGGAACGACCCUCCACCAUGUCACCUGAUGACGCUGAGUGGUAUGCUGAUCGGCGCCUCCAAGGUCGGUUCAUCGUGGUGCAUGGGCUGGAGCUGGUGGAGCAACCCUCCACCAUUUCACCUGAUGAUGCUGAGUGGUUCAAGAGGAUAACCGGGCGGCACGAGGUGGCAAUAUACCCGCGGGACUUCAAGUACUUCACGCCGCGGCCCAAACCCCGGAGGGUGCCUCAGCCGUCUGUGACUGCUGUUUCUGUGGCGAACCCGGCUGAACUCGCUGCUCCCAUGCACCACAUGGUAAGGGCGGGAACAAAAGAGGGGAGGGGGGGCAGAGCGGUGGGGAAAGGGACCGAGAGGGUGCCUCAGCCGUCCGUGUCUGCUGUUUCUGUGGCGAACCCGGCUGAACUCGCUGCUCCCAUGCACCACAUGGCUAUGCAGGGGGGGAUGCCUGGGCACCAGCAGAUGGGGCCGGGAGGGGGAAUGCCUCUGGGGCACCUUCCCCAGGGGCCUGGUGGUCCAUUGGGGCAUCUGCAAGGGGGGGAGGGGCAGCAGGGCAUGGGGCCGGGACACGUGCCGCCACAUUUGCCGAGGGGGUUGCUGCCUUCUGGGUCGCAUCACCUGGCCAUGGUUCUCACCCCGGUAAGUGCAUCGCAUCACCUGGUGACGGUUUAA
Closterium sp. Naga37s-1 is the source of this 972-nucleotide messenger RNA. Lineage: Eukaryota; Viridiplantae; Streptophyta; Zygnematophyceae; Desmidiales; Closteriaceae. The record is from the annotation of a GenBank genome assembly.